Anthostomella pinea is the source of this 561-nucleotide messenger RNA. The record is from the annotation of a GenBank genome assembly. NCBI's taxonomy places the organism in Eukaryota, Fungi, Ascomycota, Sordariomycetes, Xylariales, Xylariaceae.
AUGCCCCCCUUCACAGACACCACCCUCUUCCCGGCCUUCUACGAGCUGCCCACCCCCACCCGCAGCGACAUCACCACCGCCGACGACACCACAUCAUGGUACCUACUAGCACAAAUCAAGGAGAACAUGACGGUCACAAAGCCGACGCUGAUCUGCACGGACCGGCGGGGGAUGGACUUCGCCAUCACGUUCGAGGACACGGCGAUGAGCCUGCGGGGCUACCGGAAGGGGCACACGCUGGUGGUGCGGCGGGCUACACGCACGGAGCGCGGGCAGGGGAAGAAGGCUGUUGUCAGGGUCGAGGCUGGGCGGAGCGGGGAUGCGAAGGUGAGUGAUACCAGGUGGUCUGGAGCAGGUCUUCGAGCUGGCUUCUUGCUGGAUAGGGAGGGCGUGGGCGAGAAGUGUGCGGCGUGUGGGAAGACGGAGGGCGCGUUGAUGAAAUGCACCGGGUGCGGGAUCGCUGCUUACUGCAGCAAGGCUUGUCAAGCGAAGGGCUGGAGCGAAAUGCUACAUAAGUCGAAUUGCAAGGUGUUGGAGUCGAUCAAGGAGAUAUGGGGUUGA